Molecule: messenger RNA, 1925 nt
Organism: Pecten maximus
Lineage: Eukaryota; Metazoa; Mollusca; Bivalvia; Pectinida; Pectinidae
Product: nucleoside diphosphate-linked moiety X motif 8-like
Exons: 5
Coding region: 290-1258 (322 amino acids)
Molecular function (GO): coenzyme A diphosphatase activity
Source: RefSeq, a predicted model, not a curated record
ACCGGAUAUGGUAUCUAUUCGGAAUACCUCGGUGAAUGCAGUCGGAGCUCCUCGGGCUGUUACCCUGGUACACGUAUGCCUACCUUCAAAGAUAAACUUGUGAGCACCUAAUGUUUUCACGACCUGAACUGGCAUAAGAUUGGCUAAGAACUUCUUCCUGUAUUUGACAUCUGAUGAGAAGACUGCAGCAUUAAACAGAAAGGAAUUGGAUUAUCGUCAAAAAAAAUGAAAAUAUUACUACAAUAAUUUGAUUUAGCUUCAUAAUUCAAUGUUAUAAUCACAACUCACCAUGAGGUGGACAACUUGGAGAGUUAUUUUGUGGAAAAAUAUUCUCAGCAAGUCAAAAUUUGAACGACAUCCGAAAUGUAAAAACCUCUCCACAACCGUAUCAGGAAAAAAGAGAUCAUUUGAGAAUUAUUCGAGGCACAAUACAUCAAGAUCAAAAAUAGAUUUACGCUUAAUUUCAGGGAAAAAUAUGUCUUCCUUUGUGAUACUGAGAAAUCGGCAUAGAAUGCCUGUGUUAAGGAAUGCCUUAUUGCCCAACAUGAAUUCUAUGGGAAACAACGCUAACAUUAUAACCCAAUGUCGUUUCUUCUCUGAUACAACCGUGAACCCUGAGAAUAUUUUCUCGGAAGAAAAUAGAUGUAGAGUUCAAGGCAAACUUACAUCUUUGAAACCAGUGAAAAGAGUUGUGCCUUAUCGAGAGGAUCGUAAAGACGCCGCUGUCCUGAUACCUCUGUGCUACGUCAACAACGAACCAUCCCUUCUGUUCAUGGUCAGAUCGUGGAAAGUUCCUGUACACAAGGGUGAAGUAUGUUUUCCAGGUGGUAUGAAGGAUGACGUCGACCUUGACCUUUCCCAAACUGCUCUGAGGGAGACAUUUGAGGAGAUAGGGCUUUCGUCGGAGACUGUCAAUAUAUGGGGAAAUAUGCCCAAGAUCCCUAGUAAGAAGGAUGGUAAAAUAGAAGUAACUCCAUAUUUGGGAUUCUGUGGAAAUAUGGAUAUCUCUCGGUUAGUGCUGGACGAUUCUGAGGUGGAUGCCGUCUUUACCAGGACUAUCACCUCCCUGUGCGAUCCAGUCAAUGUCCGGUCCACCCAGUUCACUAACGGCUACACACUGCCGGUGUUUCUGGGCGGUGAAUCCAGGAUCUGGGGAAUGACUGCCAUUUUGUUACAUCAAAUGCUGACAGUCCUCGCUCCAGGAAUGUACAACUUCAAACUAAGACAUGUCAGGCCUCUAACGGCCAAACCUUCUUGAUGAUAAAUUCAUAUUAGUUUAUUGAAUUCAUUCCAGAUUUGCGAAAUAAUUCAAUUUGGAAAAUUGUACGAAUCAGUUUAUAUACUGAAUUUUUUGUUUAUUUACAUAAUUACAAAUUUUAGGUUGUGAAGAGUUAAAUGUAUUUUGUAAAUUAACAUUUUGUUGAUUCAAAUUAGAAAAUUCAGAUAUUUUUAAGUUGGUUAUAAAUUAAUUAAUAUUGAUUGAUGUUGAUGAUGGAUAUUUAUAUGAUUUUAUUUUAUUUUUCUAAGCACAUUUUGCUUAUCAAAUCUGCAGGAACAAUUUUCAUCAUUGAUAUAUAAAAUGAAAUGUUAAUUAGUUAAUUAUGUACCGAAUGUGUUUUUUCUGGACAAUCUUGUUGACUUUGAAAUAAAUAUAAAUUUAAAAAAACGUUUUUUGUUGUAAAGUAAAAUUCACAAUAUUUAUGACUUUGUAUAUGUACUGGUGUAUAUGUUUUAUGUACUGUCAUAUUACUGCAAAGUCAGCUGAUUGUGAACCUCUCCAUCGACUUCAAUCAAACUUUUUCAUAGAUGUAGCAUCAUGUACAGUACAUUCCAGUUAAUCGGGUAACGCUUAAUACGGUUUUUCGUUUAUUGGGGUAAAAAUUCAAAAACCAAAACCAUUUUCUCUUGAAUCGUGUUUUAAAAAA